UAGCUAGGCUAGUUCCAGAAUUACAUUAAAAUGUAGCUAUAUUGUAGUGAGUAUUAUUGUCAGAUAAAUGUUCCUGUUGGCAUAUAUAUCUCUGACGCGUUUUUACGUCAUGUUCAGAUAUCAUGGGAGGUGUGAAGCAGGAGCAGAAUGAUGGACCUCCACCAAGAGGCAUGCAGUCCUCUGAUGCAGCACACGAAGAGCAUGUCCGUUCUCUUUCCGUACAGCCUGUGAAGAAGAGGGGAUGGCCGAAGGGUAAGAAGAGAAAGAAGGUUUUGCCCAACGGUCCCAAGGCACCAGUGACGGGAUAUGUGCGCUUUCUGAAUGAAAGGCGAGAGCAGAUCCGUGCUAAGCACCCUGACCUGCCCUUUCCAGAAAUUACCAAGAGGCUGGGCGCAGAGUGGAGCUGCUUAGCACCUCAUGACAAACAGCGCUUCCUGGAUGAGGCGGAGCGAGAAAAGCUGCAGUAUGCCCGGGAGCUGAGAGAAUACCAACAGAGUGAGGCCUAUCAGAUCACCAGUGCCAAGAUCCAGGACAAGAAGGUCAAGAGAGAGGAGUCCCCAUCUGUCAUUAUCAAUGCUAACAGUUCUGGAUCAGCUGCUCUGAAGGGUUCAGACUAUCUGUCCAACAGAUUUGAUGUUCCAAUAUUCACAGAGGAGUUCCUGGACCAGAACAAGGCCCGGGAAGCAGAGCUGCGGCGUCUACGCAAAGCCAACGUGGAGUUUGAGGAGCAGAACGCCGUGCUGCAGAAGCACAUAGCAGACAUGUACAGCGCCAAAGAGAGGCUGGAAGCUGAACUGGGGCAGGAUGAGCUCCGGACUCAGGCCUUGCACAGGCACCUGCUGGCCAUCAAACACACCCUCGUCAGCAGUCUGUCCACUGUGGCCCUGCCAGGCACAGGUGAGACCCCCUCUCUUGGUACCCUGGACUCUUACCUGAGUCGCCUGAGUGGUACUCUGGAGAGCAACCCUCAUGAGCACCGUGCCUUGCUGACUCAGCUCCGCGAUGUCCUUUCUCACCUGGACAGUGAGAAGCUAUGAUGGGACCUCCACACCCAUUCUGACUUGAUGUGGAUCCUGGACGGUGCCCUUCAAUGUAGGAUAGGUGGGAUGUCUAUCUGAUGUAACAGACAAAUUACAAACAGAUAAAACACAAGGCUCUGUCUAUAUAGCAAUACUCUGUGGGAUAUCUGCAUGUGUACAGUCUUGUCCAGUCUUGGUGUGAACAGUCAUUAUGUCAAACUGCCUUACCUUGUUCCAUCUAUAGUUCCUAUGGUUUCUGGGAAAAUAAUCAUGGGAAAAUAAUCAGUUUACAUGCCCUUUAUGGAGAUUGCGGAAGUGUACUGGUGUCAAAUGAGAGACCAAAUGAACUGGGAAAGAUCAUAGCAACAUUUUCAGAAUCGUUUUUUGUAAUGCUAUUGAUAUUAGUUUUGGGGUGGGAAGUUUUGGAUGAAGUUUUUUUUUUUGUAAUGGUUUAUUUGAACAAAUUUGAAAUGGAAGUUUUGUCCUUUUGUCAUUAUUUCAAUUUGCAAUAAAAGUAAAUGUUUGUAA
Coregonus clupeaformis (lake whitefish) is the source of this 1547-nucleotide messenger RNA. RefSeq names its product SWI/SNF-related matrix-associated actin-dependent regulator of chromatin subfamily E member 1-related. Gene Ontology annotation, cellular component: nucleus. Gene Ontology annotation, biological process: regulation of gene expression. Bases 123 to 1037 code for a protein of 304 amino acids. NCBI's taxonomy places the organism in Eukaryota, Metazoa, Chordata, Actinopteri, Salmoniformes, Salmonidae. The record is from RefSeq and is a predicted model, not a curated record. The transcript has 9 exons.